CGCGGCGCCUGCGCAGAAGGCUGUAGACGCUGUGAAGCAAGAGGCACUUGGGAUCGUACGCAGGAUUGGGACUGCUACAGAGGCCGCCACGGAGCCCGCCGGAGCCACCGUUCCUACUGCUGCUGCCGCCGCUGCCCGAAUCGGAACCGUCGGGCCGCAGCCGCCGGCAAUGCCGCGAAGGAAGAGGAAUGCAGGCAGUAGUUCAGAUGGAACCGAAGAUUCCGAUUUUUCUACAGAUCUCGAGCACACAGACAGUUCAGAGAGUGACGGCACAUCCCGGCGAUCUGCCCGAGUCACCCGCUCCUCAGCCCGACUAAGCCAGAGUUCCCAAGAUUCCAGUCCUGUUCGAAAUUUGCAGUCUUUUGGCACUGAGGAGCCUGCUUAUUCUACCAGGAGAGUGACCCGUAGUCAGCAGCAGCCUACCCCAGUGACUCCGAAAAAAUACCCUCUUCGGCAGACUCGUUCAUCUGGCUCAGAAACUGAGCAAGUGGUUGACUUUUCAGAUAGAGAAACUAAAAACACCGCUGAUCACGAUGAGUCUCCACCUCGAACGCCAACUGGAAAUGCCCCUUCUUCCGAGUCUGAUAUAGACAUCUCCAGCCCCAACGUUUCUCACGAUGAGAGCAUUGCCAAGGACAUGUCCUUGAAGGACUCAGGCAGUGAUCUCUCUCAUCGCCCCAAGCGCCGCCGCUUCCAUGAAAGCUACAAUUUCAAUAUGAAGUGUCCUACACCAGGCUGUAACUCCCUAGGACACCUUACAGGAAAACACGAGAGACAUUUCUCUAUAUCAGGAUGCCCUCUCUAUCAUAAUCUCUCAGCUGAUGAAUGCAAGGUGAGAGCACAGAGCCGGGAUAAGCAGAUAGAAGAAAGGAUGCUGUCCCACAGGCAAGAUGACAACAACAGGCAUGCAACCAGGCACCAGACACCAACAGAGAGGCAGUUGCGAUAUAAGGAAAAGGUUGCUGAACUCAGGAAGAAAAGAAAUUCUGGGCUGAGCAAAGAACAGAAAGAGAAAUAUAUGGAACACAGGCAGACCUAUGGGAACACUCGGGAACCUCUUUUGGAAAACCUGACUAGCGAGUAUGACUUGGACCUUUUCCGAAGAGCACAAGCCCGGGCUUCAGAGGAUCUGGAGAAGUUAAGGCUGCAAGGCCAAAUCACAGAGGGGAGCAACAUGAUUAAAACAAUUGCUUUUGGUCGCUAUGAGCUUGAUACGUGGUACCAUUCUCCCUAUCCUGAGGAAUAUGCACGACUGGGACGUCUUUACAUGUGUGAAUUCUGUUUAAAAUACAUGAAGAGCCAAACAAUACUCCGCCGACACAUGGCUAAGUGUGUGUGGAAACACCCACCCGGAGAUGAGAUAUAUCGCAAAGGUUCAAUCUCUGUGUUUGAAGUGGAUGGCAAGAAAAACAAGAUCUACUGCCAAAACCUGUGCCUGUUGGCCAAGCUUUUUCUGGACCACAAGACAUUAUAUUAUGAUGUGGAACCCUUCCUGUUCUAUGUUAUGACAGAAGCAGACAACACUGGUUGUCAUCUGAUUGGAUAUUUUUCCAAGGAAAAGAAUUCAUUCCUCAACUACAAUGUAUCCUGUAUCCUUACCAUGCCUCAGUACAUGAGACAGGGCUAUGGCAAGAUGCUCAUUGAUUUCAGUUAUUUGCUUUCCAAAGUGGAAGAAAAAGUUGGCUCCCCAGAGCGUCCACUCUCAGAUCUGGGGCUCAUAAGCUACCGCAGUUACUGGAAAGAAGUGCUUCUUCGUUACCUGCAUAAUUUCCAAGGCAAAGAGAUUUCUAUCAAAGAAAUUAGCCAGGAGACAGCUGUGAAUCCUGUGGACAUUGUCAGCACUCUGCAAGCCCUUCAGAUGCUCAAAUAUUGGAAAGGAAAACACCUAGUUUUGAAGAGACAGGACCUGAUUGAUGAGUGGAUAGCCAAAGAGGCCAAAAGAUCCAACUCCAAUAAAACCAUGGAUCCAAGCUGUUUAAAAUGGACCCCUCCCAAGGGCACUUAAAGUGACCGGUUACUCCGAGCCAGCGAACCCCAGCAGUAGGAAUCCGUACCCUAGGGAUCUGUCUGUCAUUUCUGUUGCUCUUGUGAUUGGCAAGUACAGUAUCCUUUGGGAAGGCCAUCCCCCUCAGGACUGUCCUGGCUCCGACCUUCGUGUACACUGCAGACGCUGGUUCUGAGGAACUGUUGUUUCGGCCUCAGUGAGGUUGCCUGGAUGGGAUCUGUAUUAGACUUGAGUGCAGAUCCCUCGUAGCACUGACCCAAGGUGUUCUGUUUUGGUACUGUACCUGUCCAGUCACUGGUUCUCUCCUCUGGCCCCAUGAGGUUGUGUCGUGUCUUCUAAACUUUGUAAUAGUGCUUCUUCUUGCCGCCCAGUCACCAGACCACCAACUACGGUUACUGCCACCAGGACAUUCCCAGUUACUCCUUACCUGUGUUCUUGGAGGGGCAGGGAAGAGGUAACACUUCUGAGUGUGUGUGUGUGCUGGGAGGGGUCCCUUCCCUUUGGAUUUCAUCUCACUUUAAGUUUUUUCCUCCAUUUUAACUGAAAGACCUGUUUUUGAUCAGUAUCAGGCUGACCAGAGCCAAAUACUUUUUUUUUUUUUUUUUUUUUUUUUUUUGCGGUACGCGGGCCUCUCACUGUUGUGGCCUCUCCCGUUGCGGAGCACAGGCUCCAGACAUGCAGGCUCAGCGGCCAUGGCUCACGGGCCCAGCCGUUCCGUGGCAUGUGGGAUGUUCCCGCACCGGGGCACGAACCCGCGUCCCCUGCAUCGGCGGGCGGACUCUCAACCACUGCGCCACCAGGGAAGCCCCGAGCCAAAUACUUUUGAAGACUCGCAGGGAUUAGUCUUGGUUACAGCACAUUAUCUGAGUGAGAUGGAGAAAAGAAUGGAGAAGUGGUGAUUCUGUAUUUGGAUUUGAGUUCACCUGUGGGCAGUGGGCAACGUCUUGGUGGAAGGGAAUGGAAUACUACUUUUUGCCUCACCAGAAAGUGCCCAGUGGUAAAUGUUUUCUUCUCUUUACUCCCUGCCCGUCUUUACGUUUGCAGGUGCCAAAAUACUUUCCAGUUCUCCCUUUCAUGCUGCAUGUUAACUGGUUAAUUAUACUGCAGAAACCUUUUCACCAGUACCAGUCUGAUAUAGCAUACCUAUACUUCCACAUAAGUUACACUGCUUUUGUCUGAACAUCCUUGGAGAAGUGAUUGAAAAUGACUUCCGUGUCUCAGCCCAUGACUCAGCAAGGCAGAAUGGCCACCCCUGCCAAGGUUUGCUUCCCUUUUCAACAGUGCCUCACCCUCCCUCUAAGACUGAAGUGCUUAUGCCCUUCCAAGAACUCCUCCUCCAUUUCCUUUUUGGGAUUUACCACCAUCCCCCCAUUCUCUGGUCUCCUAUUUUUGGUGGUGUUUAAGUGAAGGAAGAGAUGCUCCCUCUAAUUUCUCUCUAGCCCGUUAUAACCUGCUAUCUUGGGGCAGCUUUUGAUGUAUGACAUGUCACCCUUUCCAACUUGGUCUCUGCAACACCGCUGUCUUCAUGUGGAACCCUCACCACAAUCCCAACUCUGGUCAUUUGUGCCUUUCUCUUGUCAUCUUUGUACACUACUUAUAUUCACUGUGGGUUGGGGGGAGCUAAUUUUAAGCAUGUUCAGUGGCAGCUCCCUGCCAGUUUCAGUGUCACUGUUAAAAUUUAUCCAAAAGCAACUUCACUGGGGGUUUUCUUAAGGGGUAAAGGCCUUUUACAGAAGCUAAUCCUUCCCCACAUGUGGUAGAAUGUGCUGUUCUAUAUCUACUCCUCAAUAAAGCAUGUUCUC
Messenger RNA from Globicephala melas (long-finned pilot whale), 3807 nucleotides. It is a transcript of the gene KAT7, whose product is annotated as lysine acetyltransferase 7. NCBI's taxonomy places the organism in Eukaryota, Metazoa, Chordata, Mammalia, Artiodactyla, Delphinidae. The record is from RefSeq and is a predicted model, not a curated record. Gene Ontology annotation, molecular function: transcription coregulator activity; zinc ion binding; histone acetyltransferase activity. Gene Ontology annotation, cellular component: chromatin; nucleus. Gene Ontology annotation, biological process: positive regulation of transcription by RNA polymerase II; negative regulation of DNA-templated transcription.